UGGUGAGCGAAAGUGUGAAGCCCAGAAGAAGAAAGAAGAGAGGGUUUUGUUUCUCCCAUUCUCUCGCAUCUUCCUUCACUCCGUAUUUUGCAAUGGCGGCGAAGAGGGUGGGUUUGCCUCUGAUGAAGUACUUGAGAGUGAACGUGGUCGGUGCUCUGCCGCACCAGUACCAAUCUCCGUUCUCCUCCACCUCCGUCUUCCUUCGCCGCUUCAGCGAAGAGGUUAGGGGUUCCUUCCUCGACAAAUCCGAGGUCACAGAUCGCGUCGUCUCCUGCGUCAAAAACUUCCAGAAAGUUGACCCAUCCAAGGUUACCCCCAAUGCUCAUUUCCAGAAUGACCUUGGAUUGGAUAGUUUAGAUUCUGUAGAGAUCGUGAUGGCUCUUGAGGAAGAAUUUGGAUUUGAGAUUCCUGAUAAUGAAGCGGACAAGAUCAACUCCAUUAAACUUGCAGUUGACUUCAUUGCAUCUCACCCUCAGGCAAAGUAGUGGAACCCUUGAGGCUUGGUGUAUAAUUUUAUUUUUGUUCAUCAUAAAGUAGUGUAGAACCAGCCAUCGAAUUUUAAGACGUUUUCCCUCCUUGUCUGCUUCUAAAAUGGAACUUCAUUUUGUCAUCCCUCUAAAUCCCAGAUGUGUGUUAACUGGGGAUGUGCCAACUUGAGUGCCACUUUACUUUUAGUAAUAUUGGCAUCGCAGAGCUUUGAAUUUUAUAUUCCCCCAUUAUUCAUGUCAAUAAAAAUUGGGUGUUAAUUUUUUUUACUACAAAA
This is a messenger RNA of Lotus japonicus, 763 nucleotides long. Its product is annotated as acyl carrier protein 2, mitochondrial. Gene Ontology annotation, cellular component: mitochondrion. Gene Ontology annotation, biological process: fatty acid biosynthetic process. The transcript is spliced from 2 exons. Gene Ontology annotation, molecular function: acyl carrier activity; acyl binding. The coding region runs from base 93 to 485 and encodes 130 amino acids. NCBI's taxonomy places the organism in Eukaryota, Viridiplantae, Streptophyta, Magnoliopsida, Fabales, Fabaceae. The record is from RefSeq and is a predicted model, not a curated record.